Messenger RNA from Papaver somniferum (opium poppy), 786 nucleotides. RefSeq lists its product as uncharacterized. Bases 123 to 401 code for a protein of 92 amino acids. NCBI's taxonomy places the organism in Eukaryota, Viridiplantae, Streptophyta, Magnoliopsida, Ranunculales, Papaveraceae. The record is from RefSeq and is a predicted model, not a curated record. The transcript has 3 exons.
UACUAGAGGUUCCAGAGUAUUUGGUUCCCAAAACAUUCUCCAAAAUUAGAGAAAACUCAUAAAACACCCUAAAACCCUUUCUGAAAUUUCCUCUCCAUUCAAUUCCUUCAUUCAGUCCAAUAAUGGCGUCUCGCUGUAGAUCCAUCUCCAAACCUGCUCUCAACUUUUUCAAAUCAACCAUUAAUAAACCUUCAACUACUACCAGACCAAUCCCUUCUGUUCAUCUUCCCCGUUCCUAUCCUACGUUCUCAAGGUUACCUACAGAAAUGGGAUGUGUACAAUCACUUUUACCAUUGUUCAGUGCUGUAUCUUCGUCUCGUUUGACGUCUUGUCUAGGGAUCGAUUCGAUAAAUUCAAGAGCACUGUCUCAGGGUACUUGCCGUUCAAUCCCAGGAGUUUGAUUUUCAUCUCCAAUCACUUUUUUAUAUCUAAUUAGGUCUCAGUGUGCCGCGAUAACUAAAGUGAAGUCAGAACUGAGAAGCCAAAAUGCUAGACACCAGUUGGGGAGGACUCUAAUGGAGCGAGACAUUGUUGGCUUUUCUUUUGCUGUAAUAACUUUCACUAUGGGGCGUCAUUUCCUCUUUCAGGCUUCUGCGGAUUUAGCUAUAAAACAAAUUCUGAACAUCAAUUACACACUACACGAGUAAAACAAUUUUCUCUGUAAGUGAACCAGUUUUAUGUUAUUCUUUGUGUUGACGGAUAUGGUAAUUAAAGUUGUACUUUGAUUUCAAACGUUGUUACAGACAAGUAGUUUUAUAAGUUUGCAUUCAGAUUAUAGUUUUGAAA